AUGGGUGGCCUGCUAUCAGGCCCGUCGACACAGAAAGAGUCCGGAGAUGGCAGGUCCUUCCAGAAUGGACUGGAAUGGGGAUUCAGCGCCAUGCAGGGUUGGCGUGACCGAAUGGAGGACGCGCACUUGGCCAUCAGCUCACUGGGCUCCGCUGCAGUGUCGAGCAGUGCCCGGUGGAGAGACUCCUCGCUGUUUGCGGUCAUGGACGGCCAUGGAGGCGAACAGGUUGCCCAGUUCUGCCGGUGCCACUUCCCUGAAGAGCUGGUGCUGCAGAACAGCCAGGAUUGCAGCGGUGCGCUUAUGCGGGCCUUCCACCGCAUGGACACCAUGUUAAUGGACCCCCACUGCCUGGACGAGCUGCAGAGCCUGGGUCGAAGCGUAGCUUUCAAGUCUUGGGCCAACCCCGAAAUCAUGGGCUGCACUAUGGUGGCGGCCGUGGUGCGGCCAGAUGCUAUCUUCGUGGCAAACGCUGGAGAUAGUCGAGCUGUACUUUGCAGACGAGGAAAGGCAAUAGACAUGUCAGAAGACCACAAGCCCAACAGUCCCACGGAGUUGUCGCGGGUGCUGCGGGCUGGGGGCACUGUGAUGCAGCAACAUGUGGGCAACCACGUGCACUACAGAAUCAAUGGCAAUCUCAAUCUCUCUCGCUCCAUCGGCGAUUUACUGUACAAGCAGAACGCCUCCCUGUCCGCAGAGGAGCAAGUUAUCACUUGCCAUCCAGAUGUCCGAUGCUUCAACCGCCAGGCAGAUGACGAGUUUAUGAUCCUGGCUUGCGACGGUGUGUGGGACGUCCUCAGCAGCCAGGAGGCAGUGGACUUUGUCCGCAUGCGCCUGGGCAGCUUCGCAGACCUUGCCUUCCGGUUGCAGGAGGGGCGAUUGCGUCUAUCUGCCAUUCUCGAGGAGAUGUUAGAUGCGUGUAUCUCCCCCGACCUGGCACAGACGAUGGGCAUUGGAGGCGACAAUAUGACGGCGCUGCUGGUGGUCUUUUCCGAGGGAGGGCGCCAGGCCGAAAGUGCUGUGGGUCUGAAGUUGGAUGUUAUCAUGGUGGGCGGCCUUAGUCAUGGAUGUGUCCAUACCGGUGACAAGGUCCACAGCGCAGUGAGCGCUGAAAUCCUACCUAUUCCACUGCUGAACACCGCUGCUGGAAGCCUCAUCCCACUAUCUUUUGGUUGUGGCGAUGCAGAGCACACCCGCCUUAUGAGAUGUUUCUUCGUCCGUGCAUCUUCUGCCAUGCACCAGGUGGCUGUCACCUGGUUGCAAACCUGGGGCGAGUUUCAGGACUCCCACUCCGAGCAGGAUGGAAGUCGCAUGCUCGAGUCCUGCGGACAAGUCAAUAUGGAGCUACCAGGUACCGGAGGGCACACUGCAAGGCGGAAGAACCCCGCAAAGUGGCGCGAACGGAACAAGAGGCGAGCGCUGAGCCGCAAGGCUUCCCGGCCACCACAGGGUGGUGAGCAUGCACGCUCCACGACAGAGCCCAGCUGGGAAGUCCAGCGGACGGUGCCUGCGCCGGAGGAGACGGUGCCAGACCUGAAGAAGCAAGACUUCAAGAAACCGCAGGAAGUUUGCGAGGAGGCCCCCGAAGAGUCAUGGAGCCAGAAGCCGCAAGGCAGGACCAUGCCUGGGGGAUACUACGUGCGGAGCCUGGAGGAAGUCCACUCGAGCACCAUGCGUGCCUUCAACGUUCGCCUCACCAAGCCCUACCAGCGCCCAGCGCGUGGAGCAGAUGAGGAUGAAGACGUUCCACCGCUUGAGCCUGAAGAGAUGGGGGAGGUGAAGGCGCCGAGCCCAGGGCGCGCGGUGCGCGAGGCGGCAAAGCGCGCUCAGGCGGCCGUGCGCGACGCUGAGAAACAGCGGCGCCAGGACGAGGAGGAAGAGCGUCGACGUGAGGCCGAGCGCCGCUUAGAGCGCAGACGCCUCGAGCUGAAAAUUCGCAAACUCAAAGAGGAGCAAGAGGCGCAGGAGCAAGCUCGGCAGAAGGGAAAAGAAGUGCAGCGGCAGCUAGAAGAGCAGGAGGCAAAUGAGCGCUGUGCUGCUCGAAAAGGCGAGCCCAGCGAGACAGGAAAGGAGGAAGCUCAGAAGGAACUUCGGCGCCACCGCCGUGCACAGCGCGAUGCCGAGGAGGAUGCCAAGCUCCGCGAGGCGCGGCGGCGCCGCCGCGCCGAGGAGGAGGCAGCGAAGAAGGAGCACGAGGAGGCCCAGCGAGCGGCUGAGGAGGACAAGAGGCGGAAGGAGAAAGAACGCAAAGAGCGUGAGAAGCGCGAGCGCAAGGAGAGGGAAAAGGCCGAGGCAGCAGCACAGGCUCAGCGACGGCAAGAGGAAGAAGCGAAGCGCGCAGCUGAUGAGAGAAGGCGCCAGGAAGAAGCUGCACGUCGAGAAGCCGAGGAGGCAGCGGCACGGCAAAAGGAAACCGCCGAGGAGGCUCUUCGCCGUCAAGAGAUGGAGAACGAAGAGCGGAGGCGGCGGGCGGAGCAAAGGAGGAAAGAGAUCAAGGAGAAAGCAGAGCGCGCCAAGAAGGCGGCAGCUGCCGGGCUGCCGCCCUCUGCGGCGGCGGCACUUGCUGCAGAGGCGGUCGCGAGGGAGGCGAAGCCACCCACUUCGCAUGCCACGGUGGCCGUGCUUGGCCACCAGGGUGCCGGGAAGUCCAUGUUGGUGGGUGCCCUUCUGCUGGCCACGGGUGCGAUUAGCGAGCGCGACCUGGCAAAGCGCCGAAAGGAGGCCGAGCGGCUCAAAGAUGAGUCGCAACGUGAGGAUGGCUUGCGCACGCCCAAGGGUGCCGAGCUGGCCUUGCUCGAUGUGCCAGGAGGCCGUCGCUCUUUGCCACAGGCUGUGGCUGCAUCUGCCGAGGCAGACGUGGCCAUGCUCGUGAUUUCUGCAAAGGGCCGGGAGCUGGAGGCGGCUCUGAAGGAGGCGGGAGGUGGUCCUUCCACGCUGGUGGAGCAGCUGAGGGCUGCGCGGGGCCUUGGCGCGGCCGCAAAGGAGGGACGCCUGGUCGUCGCGGUAACCAAGAUGGAAGAAGUCAGCUGGGCAGAGGAUCGGUUCGACGAAGUCAUCUCUACCCUGACCCCGGUGCUGACGAACGCAGGUUUCAGCCAGGCCGCGACGGUGUUCGUUCCUGUGGACGGCCUCACAAACCAAGUGGAUGCCAAGAAGGCUCCUUGGCACACCGGCGCUUCUCUCCUCCAAUGCCUCGAUGACAUGGCCAGCUGUGCGCCACGGCCCGGAGCCCUGCAGGUUCUGGUCUUCGAAUCUACACCGGCAGCGAAGGGUACGAUCCGUGUGCGCGGCCGCGUGGAGCAAGGCACUCUGCGACCGGGAGAGCGCUGCCUGUUGGCACCUGGCUCUGCUCCCUGCGCUGUAGAGGUUCUCCGCAUGGCUGCUUCCCGCAAUGUGGUACCUCUGGAGGAGGCGAAGAGCGGGCAGAAUGUGGAGCUGCAGCUUUCUGGCGGACCCUUCCCAGAUUGGCCGGCAGUGGGAGGUGCCUCGGCCGUAGGCUGGUGCGGCUCUGUCCUUGGCUCUGCACAGUCGCCCGUGGAGGUUUCGGAUUCGGUGAAGGCCUACUUGGAAGUGUUGGAGCUGCCACGGCCCAUGACAGCCGGCUUCAAGGCCGUCCUGCAUGUGCAUGCUGCAACGGUGGACGCGGAGAUCGACCAGAUUCUGGACGCCACAGACUGGGCGACCGGAGUGACCACGGAAAGGCCAAAGAUUGUCAAGGCCGGGCAGCGGCUGACGGUGUUGCUGAAAUUCUCGCGACAGGUGCCUGUUUGCAGUGUCUCCGAUGCCCAAAGCAGCCGCUUGGGCCUUCUCAUGCUCCGCCUCGAGGAGACGACCGUGGCAGUAGGCCACGUUCUCGAG
Molecule: messenger RNA, 3855 nt
Organism: Symbiodinium sp. CCMP2456
Lineage: Eukaryota; Dinophyceae; Suessiales; Symbiodiniaceae
Source: the annotation of a GenBank genome assembly